UCAAGUUCAAUCAAAUCAAAAUCAAAUGAAAAAUUAAAAAUGGCGACUGUGUUGUGUUAAUGUAAUAAUGAUAUAAACAGUGUGAUUUUUGUGCAGAUUGAAUAUAAAUUAUAGUGACUUAUUGCAAGAAAUUAAAUUAUAAGUAGUUUAAUAUAAAGAGGACUAAUGUGUUUCUUGACCGAUGUCUGCCGUGGCCCCAACUAUCCCCGGGGCUGACCCAACAAAGGAUAUACAAAAGCGCCGUGCGGGCAGUGUUGGAUCCGAUGAAGACGACGCAAGUGGCGGAAAAUACACAAGGAUGGAGGAGGACAAUAUUCAAGAUAAGGAGCGCUUCGCUAGCCGUGAAAAUCACUGCGAAAUUGAACGUCGCCGAAGAAACAAGAUGACGGCAUAUAUUACGGAACUGUCUGAUAUGGUUCCAACAUGUUCGGCUUUGGCUCGAAAACCGGACAAACUCACUAUACUGCGAAUGGCAGUGGCACAUAUGAAGGCUUUGAGAGGUACAGGAAAUACUUCAACAGAUGGCACUUACAAACCAUCUUUUUUAACAGACCAGGAAUUGAAACAUUUAAUACUUGAAGCAGCUGAUGGCUUUUUAUUUGUAGUAAGCUGUGAUACUGGUCGAAUUAUCUAUGUUAGCGACAGUAUAGCUCCAGUACUUAACUAUUCUCAGGGAGAGUGGUAUUCAUCUUGCUUAUAUGACCAAGUACAUCCAGACGACGUUGAGAAAGUUCGUGAACAAUUAAGUACUCAAGAACCGCAAAAUACAGGGCGUAUAUUGGACUUAAAAACGGGCACUGUCAAGAAAGAGGGUCAUCAAUCAUCUAUGCGACAAGUGAUGGGUUCCCGGCGCGGGUUCAUCUGCCGCAUGCGCGUGGGCGGGUCUGGCGAGGGCGCGCACCUCGGGCGGCUGCGCGCGCGCAACUCGCUCGGGCCCUCGCACGACGGACACAACUACGCCGUCGUACACUGUACCGGAUACAUUAAAAACUGGCCUCCUACAGAUCUGUUUCCAGGUAUGCAGAUGGACCGCCCUGUGGAAGAUGAACUCCAUGCGUCCCAUUGCUGCCUUGUAGCUAUAGGACGGCUGCAGGUGACGUCGACGCCGAACGCGACCGAGAACAGUUUGUCGACGGGCGGCGUAGAGUUCGUGUCGCGGCACUCCAUCGACGGCCGCUUCACGUUCGCGGACCAGCGCGCCACGCAGGUCGUGGGUUAUGCCCCCGCCGACUUGCUUGGAAAACUUUGCUAUGAGUUUUAUCAUCUUGAGGAUCAACAACACAUGAGAGAUAAUUUUGAUCAAGUGCUCAAGCUUAAAGGACAAAUAAUAUCAUUAAUGUACCGGUUUCGAACAAAAAGUAAAGAGUGGGUGUGGUUAAGAACAUCAGCCUUCGCCUUUCUUAAUCCAUACAACGAUGAUGUAGAGUAUAUUGUUUGUACAAAUACUUUGGCUAACCGUUCCCUCGGGAGCACGGGCGCGGAGCCGGUCGCGGAGGAGAGCUACGACUACCACCUGCGGCACCGCGACGUCUACCAGCCGCCCUCCGCCAUACAUCAGCAGCACCAUGCUCAGACAGGCGCGGGAGGCGCGGGCGGCGCACACGCGCGCUCGCCGGACGCGGCGUUGGCGGGCGCGGCGCCCGCGUACGCGCCGCACUACGAGUACUCCCCGCACCGCCCCGCCAACACGCCGCCGCACACCACCUGGACCACGCUGCGGACCAGCGGUGGCGCUAGCGGCGAGACGUACGCGUACAGCGGCGAGGCGGCGAGCGCGGCGGCGGAACACAGCCCCGCCCGCAGCCCCCCCGCGCCGCCGUACCUGCCCCCCGCGCACUACCACCCCGCGCACCCCACACACCCCACACACCCCGCACAUGCAGGCAUGUGGGCGUGGCAGGGCGGCGGCGUGGGCGCGGGCGGCCCGGCGCCGGCGCCCGAGGGCGGCCACGCGCCGCACGAGCUGUCCGACAUGCUGCAGAUCCUCGACCAGAGCGGCGCCGCUACCUUCGAGGACCUCAACAUUAACAUGUUCAAUUCCAACUUUGAAUAAUGUGCUCACGUGUACUAUCAAUCUAUUAACUGCUAAAUGCAAGUUUCCAAGUCGACAAUUUUCACAAUAACAGAUCACAGUGUGGUGUUGUGAUGUGACGACUACAACGCAAUGUUAUCGUUUAGGUCAAUGUCAUUGCGAAAUAUUUUCGCUCCGUUGGCGUACACAUUCGCGCUCUCGACUCUCGAGAGAGCGAUUCAAUAUUACAUUGCAGUUCCCGCGUCACUGGAACACCCGCUAACUUUGUACGUACUUGAAUCUCGACAGAACCAGGAAUAUAUGUUUGAAAAAACUAGUACAUAUUUUUAGUACCAAUAGAUCAAAGCCUUAUUUUAAUACUUAAAAAAACGAAAAUUUAUGAGGUUGGGUUUAGUAUCCAAAUUAGAAAAUAAAGUAAUUCUCGAACUCCUUCACUCUAUCUGUACCAAUUUUUAGUUAUGUUUCUAUCUAUCCCGCCCCGUAUCCUAGGGUUAGGUAAAAUUUUGGUACAAUGCGUACCAGACAUAAUUAUUUAGAAACCGACAACGGCAAUAAUGCUCAAUGACCACCGAUGCAGUGUAGAAAUGUCAAUACUAUUUCAUCCGUUGAUAUGGGCAUCACAUCAUUUGGGCAACACUUGCAAUAUUUAUUCCAACCUCUGACAUAAUUUUAAAGUAAUAAGAAGUAUAGUAAUUAUAGUUUAAUUUGGCAUCAAAGCCUUUAUAUUAGGUUGUAAGUAUUAAAUGUUAAGUUUUAGGUGGUAUUAUUAUUUUAUAAAUUAACGUAAGAAAUUCCAAUAUAACGUCUCUAAAUCAGGGUAGAGAUGAUUGAUUAGUUUUAUAGUUUUUGAUAAGGAGAAUCAUAUAUUUCUCAAUCUUUAUUCCUGGUUCGUCAUUUUAUGUAGUUGAAUAUUAAAUACUGUAUAUAAUUUUUACCAAAAAUGAAAUCCACAAUGUGCAGAGCAAUUUAAUAUUAAACAAAAUUUUUUUACUUAGCCGUAUUUUGGCAUUUGACAGUACAAACGUAAAAAAUAAAGAUAUAUUUCUAAAACAGCAGUAUUUGCAAAUUUACAUAUUGUGUUAAAUCCUAUAUACGUAUGUGAAUGCAUACAAUAUAAAAUCUACAGACAUGGCUUAUAAGACUACUACGUUAUAAUGCUGUAUUGUCAGGUGUCACGAUACGAAUGUACUUCGCUAUGCUACUCAUUUGUUAUACCUGUGUAAUUAAACAAACAUAAAAUAUAUUUUAGUGUGUUGACUACGCACAACAAGCAUGCCACCACGUCAGGAAAUAAGCAGUUUUGUUUUACCUUUUCCUCGACAUCGAUUAUGCCCUUUCUAUAGUUAAUCGCGGGUGGACCACAAAUCUAUAUAAAGAACAACCUACUACUUAUGGGUCUCUAUUCAUCCACGACUUCGAAAAUCUAAGUCUUGUAUACAAAAAUAGACUGACUAGGCUAUAUGUUAUGGCUAAACCCCGAAGUGCUGCUAGACCUAGGUUGCAGAUGGUGAUGGAUACCUAGGUGUUGCCUAGGUAGUAGGUACACCUAGGUCUAAUCGGGAUGAUAACGGCUAAACCUAAUAAGCGGGCUACACUUAGGUCUAGCCCAAGAUAAGUAGACUAGACCUAGGUGUAACCAACUGAGACCGGCUGCACCUAGAUCAAGCAGGCUAAACCUAGAUUUACCCCUACUUCGGGGUUUAACCGCAACAUAUAUACGAUGUCGAGUUGUCAAUAUUUGACGAUUUAAGCAAUUGUUACCUACUUAUGGAGAUGGGUUAAGUAUUGUUUUUAGUUUGUACAUACACUUACCUAUAUCAUAAUUUGCAAUGUGUGCUUAUAUUCUGUUAUAUUAUGGUAGCUGUACAUUUGAGUAAAUAUGGUCUGCCUUUCAAUAAAUAUUAUAAGUUAUUUCCCUCGUUAGGAUAGCACAUAUUGAGGCUAGCACAAUUUUCACUGUUCGAGUGGUACUGCUUUACAGGUUUACUUUAACACACUGAUCAUAAAAUAACUUACCCAGGUAAUAUAAAUUUAAGUUCUAUCAAUUUUUAUUUUGUAUCUGAAUACAUAUUAUUUUUUAUUGAAUAAUGAAAUAUAGAUUAAUGCAUUUAAAUAUAUUUUUCAAUAAAACAUUUUUUAUUUUUAAUUGGUUUAUAGAUGCCAGAAUUUUGUAAAAUGAAUUUUUCAUUGAAAUAAAAUUGAAGUACAUGAA
Molecule: messenger RNA, 4244 nt
Organism: Plodia interpunctella (Indianmeal moth)
Lineage: Eukaryota; Metazoa; Arthropoda; Insecta; Lepidoptera; Pyralidae
Gene: tgo
Product: tango
Exons: 14
Coding region: 182-2053 (623 amino acids)
Biological process (GO): regulation of transcription by RNA polymerase II
Cellular component (GO): nucleus; aryl hydrocarbon receptor complex; transcription regulator complex
Molecular function (GO): RNA polymerase II cis-regulatory region sequence-specific DNA binding; DNA-binding transcription factor activity, RNA polymerase II-specific; protein dimerization activity
Source: RefSeq, a predicted model, not a curated record